Henningerozyma blattae CBS 6284 is the source of this 2664-nucleotide messenger RNA. RefSeq lists its product as uncharacterized. The coding region runs from base 1 to 2664 and encodes 887 amino acids. Lineage: Eukaryota; Fungi; Ascomycota; Saccharomycetes; Saccharomycetales; Saccharomycetaceae. Gene Ontology annotation, molecular function: calcium:proton antiporter activity. Gene Ontology annotation, biological process: intracellular calcium ion homeostasis; calcium ion transmembrane transport. The record is from RefSeq and is a predicted model, not a curated record. The transcript has a single exon. Gene Ontology annotation, cellular component: endomembrane system; membrane.
AUGCAGAAUAAUUCUUCUCUGACAAAUAUAUUAAAUAAAAACCAAUCUUUACCAAAUUUGAAUAAUGAUACUAGCACACAUAAAAAAGUUAGAUCAAAUAAAAUUUCUGAUAUAACUCCAAAUAUUACAGGAUUAGCCGCUGAAAAUAGAAGUGACGAGACGCCAUGGGAUAACGAAUCUGGAAAUAUGAACAGUCCUAAAAAAGAUAAGCCUUUCAUAGUUAAUAAAUUGAAAUCUGAUUUUAGUCUCCCUCAAAAAUAUCCUGUUAAUGAAGAACAACUUUCUCGUCAAUUAUCAGAAAUGAGCAUACGUGAACGGCAGAAUACCAUAAAUGAAAUACACCCAUUUGGUGUUAAAAUUUGGAAACCUGCUUUGUAUAAGAAACAACGAGCAGUAAAUUGGAAAGCUGUCAACGAUACACAGGAGUUUUAUCAAAAAAACAUCCCCGCCUUUGUAACAGCUAUCAAUUUAGUUUGGUCAGUUACAUUUGGAUUACUUUUAUGUCUAAUAACUCUAAUUAGCUCAGUAAUAAUAUAUUUCCUUGGUGGAAUGACAGAGAAAUCCAAGAAAUACAGGGAUUUGUUAAUAAGCACAGCAUUCUAUCUUUUUCACCCCUUUGGAACUGUAGUUUUUUUACAUAAAGAUAAGAAAUAUCUUUUAGAGGAUGAAAAUGACGGAAUAAGCCCUGAACAUUUCAAUGCAUGGGCUACAUUACAUAAUAAUAGAUUAUUUUUAAAUCACAAUAAUGAAAGGAUUUUUGAAAAUUCAUUGUUACUAAAAUCAUCUCCGUUGGACUCUUAUUAUGGAAGUAUUGAAAGACAUUCAAGAUUUCAAAAUCUUAAAAAAGUUCAAGAAUUCAAUACGCAAAAUACAAAGCUGCCUUCGAUAUCUUCAAACUAUUUCCCUUUAAAUCCAUACAUCAAUCUUAUGGAUAAAGAACGAACUUUCGACACUUUUGAUGUUCACAGUAUAACUGAAAACAAAAAAUACCGUCUAUUUGGGAGGGGCCCUUGGUCAUGGCAAAGGCUUAUAUUCUUUCUAACCUUUUAUACGAUAUUACAACCUUUUGUGUUAUUUGUCUCAUUUUUUUGUUGGCUAAGCGUGUUUCCAAUCCCAAUAAGUAUCAUUUUAUGGAAAUUGAUGUACCAUCUAAGGAAACAUCCUUUGGCUUUAGGUUAUGAAAAAGCUAUUACGUAUGAAUCAAACAAAAAUAUCACACUUACACCUCAUCAUUAUUAUCCACUCUUUAAGAAAGAUCAAGUUAAAAGAAAGAAAAUCCUUUUAUGUACAUUUCGAUGUGCCGGGGUUAUGUACUACAAAUAUACCAUCGAAGGUAUUAAUGUUAUUGUUGUGAACCUUUCCCUUGUAGCUCUGUUUACCAUUCUAGAUUAUUUUUAUUUUCAAAAAUAUGCAAAUAUUCCCAUUUUAACGAACAAAUUAUUUAUAUUUUUACUUGGGCUCAUCUCAAUAAUUCCAUUAUCUUUUUAUAUUGGACAAAGUAUUGCUUCAAUUUCAACCCAAACAUCGAUGGGAUUAGGUGCAGUUUUAAAUGCAUUUUUUUCAACUAUCGUUGAGCUCUUUUUAUAUAUUAUUGCAUUAAGAAAUGAAAAAAAACAACUAGUAGAUGGCUCUAUAGUUGGGUCCAUUUUGGGUGCGAUACUUUUAUUACCAGGAAUAGCAAUGUCGACUGGUGCAUUUAAGAGAAAAGUUCAACACUAUAAUCCUACAAGUGCUGGAAUCUCUGCUACUCUCUUACUAUAUUCUAUUAUUUUAAUCUCCAUACCCACUAUGGUUUAUAUGUUAUAUAAAGACGAGCCUCUAAAAGAAGGGUCUAAAGGACAUUUACAGACUUACAACAAAAUUAUAUCAAAUAUAACUCCAGUAGAGAGUACUAUAUUUUUUCAAAAAGUUUUAGAACCCUUAUCAAUUAUAUGUGUAAUAUUAUUACUCUUAGCAUAUAUGACCGGCCUUUAUUUUACUCUAAGAACACAUAAAAACAUUAUUUGGUAUCAACAGUCUAGAAACUCUCAAAAAUAUGAAAAUAUUGCGAGCAAUGAAGAAGGAGUACUCAUACGACCUGAAAAUAAUGCUAGAGUACAUCCUAAAAACAACAGUAUUGACACACCUAAUUGGUCGAAAAGAAAGUCAACACUUACAUUACUUAUUUCAACAUUAAUAUAUUCAAUUAUUGCAGAGAUAUUAAUCAAUUGUUUAAAUACUAUUAUUCUGCAAUAUCCAAAUAUACCAAUGAAACUACUAGGUUUGAUACUUUUUGCUUUAGUUCCCAACACUACUGAGUUCCUAAAUGCAGUUUCUUUUUCACUUAAUGGUAAUGUUAUGCUAUCUCUAGAAAUUGGUACUGCAUAUGCGCUACAGAUUUGCCUAUUACAAAUUCCAUUUUUGGUUUUAUAUUCUCAUUACUUUGUAUUUAAAGUAUACCCAAUUCCAACAUAUUCUCUGGAUUAUUUGGACCAAAUAAAAUUUAAUACAUCUUUUACUUUGGUAUUUCCCUUAUGGGAUAUAAUAAGUCUGAUAUUCAGUACUCUACUUUUUGCAUAUAUUUAUGCUGAAGGUAAAUCAAAUUAUUUUAAAGGAACUCUAUUGAUUUUAUUAUACAUCGCUAUAAUUUCAGUAUUUUACUUUCAAACUUAUUUUACAGUUUAA